UCCGUGCUUUAAAUAUGGUGCCGUGUGACAGUUUGUGUCUGUUCUUUCAGAGGAGACCAGUAUGCUCGCUCGAGAGGCCUUCGUUACCCUGGCGACCACAGACUCCUACAGUAAAGGAGCUGUGGUGGUGGCCAAGAGUUUACGGAGGCACGGCACGACUCGCAGCAUCGUUGUCAUGGUAACGCCCAACGUUUCCAACACCUCCAGAGCCGUGUUAUCUGAGGUGUUUGAUGAGGUCAUCGUCGUCGACCUUCUGGACAGUGAGGACUUCCUUCGUCUGUCUCUGCUCGGACGUCCUGACCUCGGAGUCACCUUCACAAAGAUACACUGCUGGACCCUGGUGCACUACAGUAAAUGUGUGUUUUUGGACGCAGACACUCUGGUGCUGAGUAACGUGGACGCCCUGUUUGAGCGUGAGGAGUUCUCGGCGGCCCCUGACCCCGGCUGGCCUGACUGCUUUAACUCUGGGGUGUUUGUGUUCAGACCCUCCCUCCACACCCACGCCCAGCUAGUGCAGCAUGCUAACCAGCACGGCAGCUUCGACGGAGGGGACCAGGGUUUGUUGAAUUCAUUUUUCAGUUCUUGGGCGGUCGAAGAUUUGUCUAAACAUCUUCCGUUUGUGUACAACUUGAGCGCGAGCACGGUCUACAGCUACCUCCCAGCGUUCAAACAAUUCGGCCACAAAGCUAAAAUCGUUCACUUUUUGGGCUCCACUAAACCAUGGAACAGCAGUGCAGACUCCAGCUCUCAGACUAUGGGACGAUACGUGGACAUGUGGUGGACAGAGUACCACAGUCACACCACCUCCUCUGCAUCCUCUGCAUCCUCUUCAUCCUCUGCACCCUCCUCGUCUGCACACGAGAAACACGACAUCCCCUUUGUGUCUUACACCAAGAAAACUGCAAAAAAGACCAAACAGGAGAAGCCCGUCAAACAGAUUCAGGUGAAAGAAGCUCCAACGACCAUCAGAGAAAAGCAGGACCAAGAAACCUCACUGCAGCCACAAAUUUUAAUGACACCACAGGCUGAAGUCUUACCUGCAGAGAAGGAGAAGAAGCUGGAUUCUGAGCUGGGAGAAGAAGAAAAGCGGGAAGUAUUUGAGGAGGAAGAAGAAGCCGACGCCAAUCUGAUAGAGGAACAAGAGACGGCCAUUUUGGAUGAAGAGGAGGAGGCAGAGAUGGGCACGAGCAGCGAUGGAGAAGAGGACGGCACCCACCCUAGCGCUGCUAACUCGGAGGACGAGGAGGAGCACCGCAGACAGUGGGAGAUUGGACAGGCCGAUUAUUUGGGUCGGGAUGCGUUCGAGCACAUCCAAAAGAUGCUUGAUCGCUUCCUGGGCUGAACCUGUGUCUACAGCAACAGUUUAGGAAGUUUGAUAAAGUAGCACGUUUGUUUUAAUGCUCCACUUCGGAACGUUUCUGUUGGAGGGUCUGUCACCUGCUGGUCUCCAUGGAGAUGUUAUUGCUGUGCCUGUAUUUUUCAUGUCUUAAAAAUGUAAAAAACAGCACUUCAAGUUUUCAAGUUAUGCAUUAUGAGCAUCCUAAUGAUUCACCAUGAUGAGCUUCUAAGCGCUUUUCACAACUCUCAGAGACCAAAGUGGAGUUUUGCUGUCACAAUAACAAUUAUCAUGCUAACAGAGCACUUCCUGAUUCUCUGACAAUAAAACUGUGUGUUAUUCUGACGUCCAGAGCUGCUUCUACGAUAUGUCUGUACAGACUCAAUCUGCUGAGCUACAUCAGGUAAACAUGUUUAGACUUAUGCAGCUCUGUGGAGACAAGCAGCUUACAGGCCAGAUCUGUGGAGAGGCGAACCCACUCACAGUAAGAAUGCAUGUUUUUCACCUAAUUUUGAGCAAUUAAAACACCUGUAGUCAAAUAAAUGUAAGUUAGAUAAGUGUAAUACUCCGGGCCCCAAAAUGUCUGUUGCUCCACUAGAAAUGUUACAGAGUGCAGCUUUAAAAUAUGAUUUCUUAUGGUUCACAUUUAGCUCACGUUUGGUGAUGCUUAAAAUCAUUAAAAUGUCAUUCC
Periophthalmus magnuspinnatus is the source of this 2027-nucleotide messenger RNA. RefSeq names its product glycogenin 2 (gene gyg2). Gene Ontology annotation, cellular component: cytoplasm. The transcript has 9 exons. The record is from RefSeq and is a predicted model, not a curated record. The coding region runs from base 62 to 1342 and encodes 426 amino acids. Lineage: Eukaryota; Metazoa; Chordata; Actinopteri; Gobiiformes; Gobiidae. Gene Ontology annotation, molecular function: glycosyltransferase activity.